This is a messenger RNA of Rosa chinensis, 2685 nucleotides long. RefSeq names its product delta-1-pyrroline-5-carboxylate synthase. Gene Ontology annotation, cellular component: cytoplasm. The transcript is spliced from 20 exons. Bases 278 to 2482 code for a protein of 734 amino acids. The record is from RefSeq and is a predicted model, not a curated record. Gene Ontology annotation, molecular function: glutamate 5-kinase activity; ATP binding; glutamate-5-semialdehyde dehydrogenase (NADP+) activity. Lineage: Eukaryota; Viridiplantae; Streptophyta; Magnoliopsida; Rosales; Rosaceae.
UAGUUUAAUCCCUCACUCUCCACCCAAUCACCACCCACCACCUCAUCUCUCCCUCUCCGAUUUCCCCAUAAUGCCCUCCACGCCGGCGUCCCAUUGGUCCGUGACCGCAGCAGCCUGACUAUUUGAACCCUCCGGGGCCGCAGUUUUAGCACAAACAACGGCCGCAUUCCGCUUCCUUCCGAAAAACCCUAUCAAAGAAAGAAAGAAAAGGAGCAGACGCACCGCCGAGUCGACUCGUUCAUUUCGGGGGACCGAGUUUUGACUCGCCAACGCAGCUAUGGGUGACGUGGAUAGUUCUCGGGAUUUCCUCAGGGACGUCAAGCGCAUCGUUCUUAAGGUUGGAACUGCUGUUGUGACCAGAAACGAUGGAAGAAUUGCGCUUGGGAGAUUAGGCGCGCUUUGUGAGCAGCUCAAGGAGUUGAACACUCAAGGAUAUGAGGUUAUAUUGGUGUCGUCAGGAGCUGUUGGCCUCGGCCGCCAAAGGCUCAGAUACAGGAAAUUAAUUAACAGCAGUUUUGCUGAUCUCCAAAAACCACAAGCUGAAAUCGAUGGGAAGGCAUGUGCAGCUGUUGGACAGAACUGUCUGAUGGCUCUCUACGAUACGUUGUUUAGUCAGUUGGAUGUGUCAUCAGCGCAGCUCCUUGUAACAGAUAGUGAUUUUAGGGAUAAAGAUUUUAGGAGGCAACUUAAUGAUACGGUGAAAUCAUUGUUAUCUUUGAAGGUUGUUCCCAUAUUUAAUGAAAAUGAUGCAGUCAGUACGAGGAGAGCUCCAUAUGAGGAUUCUUCUGGAAUAUUUUGGGAUAAUGAUAGUUUAGCAGCUCUUCUGGCUUUGGAGCUAAAGGCUGAUCUUCUUGUUCUUUUGAGUGAUGUUGAGGGCCUGUAUAGUGGGCCUCCAAGUGACCCACGUUCCAAGCUUAUCCACACCUACAUAAAGGAGAAGCAUCAGACUGAAAUUACUUUUGGUGACAAAUCUAGAGUGGGAAGAGGGGGUAUGACUGCUAAAGUAAAAGCUGCCGUUAAUGCUGCUUAUGCUGGCAUCCCCGUUAUUAUCACCAGUGGAUUUGCUCCCGAAUGCCUCACUAAAGUCCUUCAAGGUCAACGUAUUGGUACCCUUUUCCAUCAAGAUGCACAUUUAUGGUGUUCAUUCAAAGAGGUUGAUGCAAGAGGGAUGGCAAUUGCAGCAAGGGAAAGUUCCAGACGUCUACAGGCCAUGACUUCAGAGCAAAGGAAAAAAAUUCUUCUGGAUAUAGCCGAUGCCAUUGAAGCAAAUGCUAAUAAGAUCAUUGUUGAAAAUGAAGCUGAUGUUUCUGCUGCACAACAAGCGGGAUAUGAAAAAUCCUUGAUAUCUCGCCUGGCUCUAAAGUCUGGCAAGAUUACAAGUCUUGCAAAUUCUGUUCGCGUGCUUGCAAACAUGGAAGAUCCAAUUGGUCAUGUUUUGAAAAAGACUGAGCUUGCAGAUGGUCUUGUCUUAGAGAAAACAUCAAGUCCAUUGGGUGUUCUCCUGAUUGUAUUUGAAUCCCGUCCUGAUGCACUAGUACAGAUAGCUUCAUUAGCCAUCCGAAGCGGGAAUGGGCUUCUCUUGAAAGGGGGAAAGGAGGCUAGGAGAUCAAAUGCAAUUUUACAUAAGGUUAUCACAGAAGCCAUCCCAGAGAGUGUUGGUGGGAAGCUAAUUGGACUUGUAACUUCAAGAGAGGAGAUUCCAGAUCUGCUUAAGCUUGACGAUGUGAUUGAUCUUGUGAUCCCAAGAGGCAGCAAUAAACUGGUUUCUCAAAUCAAGAAUUCGACCAAGAUUCCAGUUUUGGGGCAUGCUGAGGAUGAAGAUAUUCAUUUUAGUGAACCAACCCGUAUUGUUUGGUACGUAGAUGGAAUAUGCCAUCUCUAUGUUGACAAGUCUGCAAAUAUGAAUAUGGCAAAGCGAAUUGUUUUGGAUGCAAAACUAGAUUAUCCAGCAGCCUGUAAUGCAAUGGAAACACUUCUUGUACAUAAGGAUUUAGUGCAUACAAUUCUCUUCAAUGAUCUCAUUGUUGACCUUCGCUCUGAAGGGGUUACAUUAUAUGGUGGACCAAGGGCAAGCGCGUUGCUCAAUAUUCCAGAAGUUCAUUCGUUUCAUCUAGAAUACAGUUCAUUGGCUUGCACUAUUGAGUUAGUAGAUGAUGUACGUGCAGCCAUUGAUCAUAUUCAUGAACAUGGAAGUGCACAUACUGAUUGCAUCAUUGCAGAAGACCAAGAAGUUGUGGAUCUGUUUUUAGGUCAAGUUGACAGUGCUGCUGUUUUUCACAACGCAAGCACAAGGUUUUGUGACGGUGCUCGAUUUGGACUUGGUGCAGAGGUUGGGAUAAGCACAAGUCGCAUUCAUGCUCGGGGUCCUGUAGGAGUAGAAGGAUUAUUAACAACGAGAUGGAUUCUGAGAGGAAGUGGACAAGUAGUGAAUGGUGAUAAGGGGAUCACUUACACCCACAAGGACCUCCCAAUUGAGCCCUAAACUAUCCAAAAAUGACAGCAUCCUAUUUCCAGCUGGUUAUUUCGAGAGUGAUAGAGAGAGAGAAUAAGAGAGAAUAAGUAGUGCGCAGGCUAUUAGCCUGUUGUUCUUAUGUCAUCUGUAUGAUUAAUAGUGUAUCCGACUCACAUUAGUUAGCGUAUUGAUAGCUCAUUUCAAUGAAAUCAUUUCUUACUAUUAUCUCCUCA